AUGUCCUCCUUGUGCACGUCGCAUAACUCUCGCUACUUUUCGGUAUCGAAGACGGACGACAAGCCGAAAACUGCUAGGAAUUGCAUCAGAAAGAUUCUAUACGCGUUCGACCCCGUUGAAACCCAAUCAGCUUCGUCGUCAUGGCCAUACUUCUCCUUUCUCAACCCUCAAGCUGUCGCCGACUCGCCUGAACUGCGACAUGCAAAUUGCAUUGUUCCGUCAAGCCUGAAAAUACCAUGGGUUACAUCAUUCCCCGCCUCGCUGCAGUCCAAGUACUGGACGGAAGCGGAAGAGGCUGCGAGAGAUUUGCUACGGGCGAUCUUUGUCACACCUUCACGAAAUGUCUCUGAGAAGUACAUCGAAGCCGUGAUCGAUGCGGCUGCCUCAUUCACUGUGAACGUUGCCCCAACAGGAAGCUUAUCGAGAACGAGAGCUCUGGCGAGGGCUUAUACGCUCAUCUUCAUACAUGAUGACGCCGUUGAGUCGGGAAACUUCGAUGCAACCAUUCCGAAUACGUAUAACAAUAAUGAGCGACGGUCUCAUACCGGAUUUGAUAUGGUAGCGCAGGAAGUCAUGUCUGAGGACACAGUGCAAGGCAGGAGAUUUCUGGAUGCUAUGAUAUCGUGGGGAUCUUUGCCACAGCCGAAACAAUCCAGGAAAUCCUUCCCGACACUAAUGGACUACCUGAAGCAUCGGAUAGAGGAUGUGGGAGCUUACCUCGUCUUUCGCAGCGCAGGAUUCGCCUCGGAUAUCUCAGUCACAGACCAAGAUGAACAAGCUCUUGAGCGCCUGAGCCCUCUCUGCGCGAAACAUUUUGCAUUGACCAACGAUCUAUACUCGUAUGCUAAGGAAGUCAUCGCUGAAAAAGAGCAUGGAGAACCUCUACUCAACGCCGUCAAGGUCGUAGAAGAUUUGUUGGAUGUUUCCUCUUCGUCGGCCAAGUCGAUACUGCGUGGUGUCAUAUUGGAUACCGAGCGGCAGUUGGGCGAAGAAUAUGAGUCUCUUCUCAACACCAAGAGUACGACAAUCACACAGCUGGUCUACGCUCGGGGAUUGAUCAUCGCUGUAGCAGGGAACAUAUUCUUCUCGGCUACGAGCUCUCGCUAUGCUAAAGCCGUCGACGGAUCCAGGCUAGUAUAG
Messenger RNA from Aspergillus pseudoviridinutans, 1140 nucleotides. RefSeq lists its product as uncharacterized. Bases 1 to 1140 code for a protein of 379 amino acids. The transcript has 4 exons. NCBI's taxonomy places the organism in Eukaryota, Fungi, Ascomycota, Eurotiomycetes, Eurotiales, Aspergillaceae. The record is from RefSeq and is a predicted model, not a curated record.